GAUUAUGUCAUUGGAAGAGAAACAAUAAUUUUUGGUUGAUGAAAUUAUUAAUAAAGGUUAUGAUAGUGAAGAUUUUACUAAGUACAUGGAUAGAAAGAAAGAAAAUGGAGGUUAAGAUUUAGAUAUUUGGAUGAUGGAUGAAUUAAUACAAGCAGUCACGGAUUAUCAAAAAACAAGGAAUUAGAUGAUGCAAAUUAUUGAUGAUGAUAAUGGAUUUAAAAGGAAGAUUGAUUGUUAAAAAAUGAUUGGAACUGAUAUUGGAAAUACAAAUAAUGUGUAAAUAUUAAUUGAAAAGUAUUUUAUUAUAUAUCAUUUUAGUUUUGAUAAAAAAGAUUCAGGAUUCUUUAGUCUUAGUAAAUCUUAUGUAAAUUAUAAAAUUGUUACAAAUCCAUUUUAAUGGGUAGUCACCAGAAGAUAUUCAGAUUUUGAAUGGCUUCGAGAAAUUUUAACAAGAUAAUAUCCUGGAGUAUUUGUACCUCCUAUUGCUAAUAAAACUCCAACUAGAUAAUUUAGUGAUGCUUAUCUAAUUAAAAGAAUGAAAUUCUUAGAAGUAAUUAUUUAAUUCCUAUUUCUUUAGAAAUUCUUAAAUCAUUUACUCAAUUCAAAUAUUCUCAAAAAUGACAAAUACUUUUGUGAAUUUCUUAAAAUGCAAGAUGAAAAAGAAUUUAAAUAACUUUAAAGUGCUUCAGAGAAACUUCAAAAAACUACAAAAUUAGAUAAAGUCAUAAGUGAAACUGGACAAAUUGAAGUUGGAUUUAAUCCUUAAACUGAUAAUUAUAUUAAGGCUGCAGGUAAUUUAAUGACAAGUUUAAAUUUAGACUUUGAAAUGUAAAUUAUAUUAUUAUUAUUAGAAUUAUGAAAUAAUCUAAAAAAAUGUUAUAAGAUUUUGAAAUGGUUUCAGCAACUAUGUUUUAAAUGGGAGAAUCUUUUGAACUUAUUACCAAUCACAUCAAUUAAUUUAAUAACUCUGUCUAAGAUUCUGAAAAAAUUUUGAAAUUUGAAGCAGUUACAAUUACAUUAAAUAAUAUGAUGAUGAUAUGGGGUAAGAACUUUUAAAAUUAUGAAAAUUAUAUUUAAGAAAAUUUUAGAAAUUUCUUUAAAUAUCAUGACAAAGAAAUUACCUAAUUAAAAGAACAUUUGUUGCUCAGAUAAUAAAGUUAAGUUGAAUAUCUAAAAUAUAAGGAACGUUUAGAUUUGAAAAAAGAAAAGUUCUAUUAAUUAAAAGAGUUCAACAAAUGGGAAGUUUCUAAAGAAAUAUUAGAAGAUCUAAAAUAAAAUAUUGAUAAUAAAAAAUAUUGUUUAAGUGUUAUACUGCCUAAAGAAACAUCUUAAUAGAAUGACUUAAGAGAUACAUAUGCAUAUUAUAAUCUAUCUACUUAUAAUGAAAUUAAGAGAGUUUUUGAAUAGAAUAUCAAUAUUUAUGCAAAACAUUUCAUUAAAUUUGCUGAUAGCUAAGCAAAUAACUUGACCAAAGUAAAACUAUAUUAUAUAUGUAGAUGCAUCUUACCUGGGCUGAGAUAUAAGGAAAUUUAUAAGGACUAGAUUUGAUAACAUAGCUAGAUUAGAAAGUUUAAAUUAUGCCUUAACCUAAAGUUAAAAUUUGA
Paramecium sonneborni is the source of this 1604-nucleotide messenger RNA. The record is from the annotation of a GenBank genome assembly. NCBI's taxonomy places the organism in Eukaryota, Ciliophora, Oligohymenophorea, Peniculida, Parameciidae.